Messenger RNA from Paraphaeosphaeria sporulosa, 13454 nucleotides. RefSeq lists its product as uncharacterized. Gene Ontology annotation, biological process: microtubule-based movement. NCBI's taxonomy places the organism in Eukaryota, Fungi, Ascomycota, Dothideomycetes, Pleosporales, Didymosphaeriaceae. The record is from RefSeq and is a predicted model, not a curated record. Gene Ontology annotation, cellular component: dynein complex. The transcript is spliced from 3 exons. Gene Ontology annotation, molecular function: ATP binding; minus-end-directed microtubule motor activity; ATP hydrolysis activity. Bases 165 to 13199 code for a protein of 4344 amino acids.
CUUUCGUCUGUCUCGCAAGCACACGUCCAACAGUAAUCGACUCUGGGCUGCGUGCACUCUCCUUUACCGACAUACCUAAUACUCCGCGCCACCUCUCCUUUCCCCGCCACCCAGGAAGCGGCGAGACACAUGUCUCUUUCCCGAAACUACACCUGAACAACGAUAUGGAGUCGCCGCUGGCUCCAGGGGCCGCCAACGGUAGCAUACGCUCGCCGAGCCCAGCACCACCCGCGAUCGACCCCCAGAUUAUUGUCGACUAUGUCGAGAAGGUCCUCGAAGUCAACCUCGGUGCUUCAAGUGCGGACCUUCACGCGCCGGGCAGUCUGCUCUCCGAAUCCAGGAUCGAUGAUACCUUGCAGCGCUGCACUCGUUUCGCGCUUGAGUCGCAACAGGUUAUUUAUCUGGUCAAAGACAGGCUGGAUGAGGCUCGUAUCGACGGACUCGAUGGCACGAAUGGUGCCACCCAACACUUUCUCUACACUCUUUCUUCCGAACUUGUAGAUUCUCCCACGUGUGCGGCGUUCGUUGUCAUUUCUAAGCGACCGAUACCCAUAGACCCUGCGAUACCCAUUACCGAGCAAGUGCAGAUCACGACGCUGCCUGGCUUUGCUGCGUUCAACACCACUUCAUCGAAAGAUUCCUCUCCUUAUGAGUUCAUACGUUCGAUCCUACAUAAUUCGGUUCAACCCUACUUUAAUACAUUUACCAAAGGCCAGCAGAGCUUGGCAGGGACGUCUUUGAAGGGCGACAAUGAAUCUAGAUCUGGAAUCCCGGCAGCGCAGAGGAAGUUUCGCGAGCUAGACUUGACUCUGAGUAACCUGGGAGAUAACGUAGAGAUUCCGCAACUGCUACUCCCGCUGCACCCUAUGAUCAAGGCUGCGGUGGAAUCAGCAGAGGCUGAGAAAAAGACGCCAUCACCGGACUAUCUGCCCGCGGCCAUCGUGACGGACAGUGCGUUCUUGAAUGGCUUGCAAUCCACAGUCAACGGAUGGAUCAGGUCGAUUCAAACAAUCACCAAGACUGACCGAAAAGUGUCAACCGGCACAGCCACACAAGAGAUCAAUUUCUGGAUCUCAAUGGAAAACAGGCUCGACGAUAUCGAAGCUCAGCUCAGAAGCCCUGGUGUCAAAUUAACGCUGGACGUCCUUAAGAAUGCGAAGCGCUUCCAAGCGACCGUCAGCUUCAGCGCAGACACUGGUUUGAAAGAGACCCAUGACAAGGUCAUAAAGUAUAACCAGCUCAUGCGCGAAUUUCCGAUUGGAGAGCUUCUUUCGGCCACGUCGUUACAGAAAGUCCAAGAAGCAAUCCAGCAGAUCUUUGGCCACAUAAACAAGAAGCUCCGCAUCUGUCCGUACCCAGUGGAACGCGCCUUGCCUCUCGUGGAGGCUAUUUCCGCGGAUCUCGACAAGGUUCUGCAUGAUCUGCUUAGGGGCAAGGAACUGAUGGCUAUGGACUAUCCUGAAUUUCAGUCUGUCAUGGAGGUAGCAGACAGCAUCUGGCAUGCCUGGGACGAGAAUGUCAAAGAAUUUACCAAAGUUGCUCGUGAGGUUACUAGACGAAGGAAUGAGAAGUUCAUCCCGAUCAAAUUCACUGAUCGUCACCAACCUACGGAGGAGCGAAUACGAUAUGUCUCUACUUUCCGAAAGAACCAUGAACAGUUACAGCGCACGAUCGUAACUGUUCUCGGAUCGCAGACCUCGCUCGCAUCAUUGUCUGAUGGCGCAGAGAGCAAUCAGGCCGUGAUCGUCGAAGAAAUGGGCGAUGUUGAUGCUGUGAAAGAAGUAGAGAAAGCAUACGACGCAUUGAAAGAUGUAGACGUGCUUGAUGUCGAGCCAGAAGGCACUCGCCUCUUUGAGCAGGCUGAGCAGAAGUACAAUGAGCGGACUUCGCGUGUCGAAAACUCCAUCAUCGCCAGACUUCGGGAUCGUCUUGGUACGGCAAAGACAGCUAACGAGAUGUUCCGCGUCUUCUCCAAGUUCAACCCGCUGUUUGUGCGCCCAAAGAUUCGAGGAGCUAUCUCUGAGUAUCAGACGCAACUCAUCGAGAAUGUCAAGCAAGACAUCUCGGCCCUUCACGAGCGUUUCAAGCGACAAUACGGAAACUCCGAGGCGCACGCUAUGGCUCAGCUCCGCGAUUUCCCUCCCGUGUCAGGCGCGGUGAUAUGGGCACGACAAAUCGAGACGCAACUGGAAAAUUACAUGGGCAAAGUGGAAGACAUCCUAGGGAAGGAGUGGGCGUUGCAUGCCGAAGGGCAAAAGCUGCAGGCCGAGAGCAGUAUGUUCAAAAAGAAGCUUGACACUCGGCCGAUUUUCGAAUCGUGGAUACAGUCUGUUGCGCGCCAGAAGUUGUCAAUCUCGGGGCGUCUGUUCAUCGUUAAUCGAAACCGUGCGGCUGGUAACAUCCUUGAGCUACAUGUCAACUUCAAUGCCCAAGUAAUUGCGCUCUUCAAAGAAGUUCGGAACCUGACAUGGCGAGGCUACCAGGUGCCCCACGGUAUCAACAACAUUUCGAAAGAAGCCAAGCGAGUGUAUCCCUAUGCUGUCAGCUUGAUGGAGAGCGUGCGAACAUACACCCAGACAAUCCAGUCUGUCGUCGAGCUGACCGGUGUUGCUCUGCUGCUCAAUGGAUACUUGAAUGAUGUGCAAGGGCUCGUCGGAAAGGGUGUUCCUCUUAAAUGGGAGUCUUUCGUCCAUGCUUACGACCUUCAUAUCCGGCAGCCAGCAUUCUCGAAUGGUGCGCCUGGCAGCGUACGAACAGAGAGUAAGCACGUUCAAUUCGUCCGCGAAUUCGCUGCCUCCACUUCACUGUUGCAGACCAAAGUCGCCACUCUUGUGACCAUAAAUGCGACUGUCCAGAAGGCGUUGAAGGACUUGGAGACGUGCCCGUACAAUGCGGAUGCUUUCCGCCAGCAUUUGGAAAUCGUCCAAAGAUCGGUUGACCAGCUGAAUCUCGAGAACUACGCCAAUCUGGGAUCAUGGGUAGCCGCAAUGAACUCUCGUAUCGAGGCUAUUCUGUUGAUCCGACUGAACCGCGCCAUCGCGCAAUGGAUCGAGGUUUUCACCAAUGUUGACCAAGAGGAAGAUCGACGACCCAUCAGCCAACCCGCGACCGUGCAGAAUACCGAAGAGAAGCCCAGCCUUUCUCGCUUGACGCUGGAAAUCACCAUGCGCAACCAGGUGAUUUACCUGAACCCUCCUGUCGAAUAUGCUCGUGCCAGCUGGCUAGAACAGCUUCAGCAAUGGCUUGCGGUCAUAUGUACUCUGCAGAAGAUCAAAGCCUCGCGGUACGAGAUGCGAGUGGAGGCUGCAGAGAACGCAUCCAGCAAUCAGUUCUCCAACCUGGCCAGCCUAUGCACUGAUGCACUGAUGCAGGUGUACGGUGCGGUAGAGGGCAAGCUCCAUGACAUUUCCUCUUAUGUCGACGAGUGGUUACAAUUCCAGUCUCUGUGGGAUCUGCAGUCUGAUCAUGUCUACGAGAUCCUGGGCGAAGACCUUUCACGCUGGCUCCAGCUACUUCAGGAAAUCCGGAAGACUCGCGACACAUUCGACACUUCCGACAUCAGCCGCCACUUUGGGUAUGUUACCGUGGACUACGAGCAGGUACAGAACAAAGUCAGUGCCAAAUACGACCAGUGGCAGCAAGAGAUUCUCGUCAAGUUUGCUGGAAGACUUGGGCAGCGUAUGGUUGAGGUAUUUGCGCAGAUCGAGAAAGCGCGCAAAGACUUGGAAAUGCAGACCUUGGAGGCUUCCUCCACUGCCCAGGCUGUCUCUUUUAUCACUGUUGUUGAACAGUCCAAGCGAAAGGUCCUGGAAUGGGAACCCGAGAUCGACGUCUUCCGACAGGGGAAUUCCACUCUUGUCCGUCAACGUUACCAGACACCCGUCGAUUGGCUACAUAUGGAUCAAAUCGACCAUGAGUGGCAGAUGCUCACUGAUGUUCUGGAGCGCAAGUCGAAGAUCGCCAACGACCAGCGAGAUGCUCUUAGAGGCAAGAUCGAGGCAGAGGACAAGGUCGUGAACCAGAAGAUUGCCGACAUCAUUGCUGAGUGGAGUGAGCAAAAGCCGGUUGCCGGCAACAUUCGCCCCUCAGAGGCUUCGCAAACUCUCGAAACCUUCGACCGGAAAUUGAAUCAACUGCGCACCGAGUCAGAGAACAUAUCCAAGGCGAAAGAUGCGCUCAACCUUUCGAAAUCCGGCGAGACAGCUCUCACGGCUGUGCUUGAAGAAGUUCAAGACUUCAAGUCUGUGUGGGCGUCCCUUGCCACGAUCUGGGAGAGCAUCGAUACCCUUCGCGAAACACUCUGGAACAGCAUUCAACCACGUAAAUUACGCCAGAACCUAGACAACCUGCUUAAGAUGACUAAAGACAUGCCGAGCCGAAUGCGGCAGUAUCAGGCGUUCGAGUACGUACAGGGCACUUUGAAGCAGCUUCUCAAGGAGAACACCAUUCUCAGUGAUCUGCGAUCUGAUGCUGUGCGGGAACGACACUGGGCGCGCAUCUUCAAAAAUCUCAAACCCUCCAAGCGAUACUCAGCAAUCUCCAUGACCUUAGGUGACGUCUGGGACCUCAAGCUGGGCCCUAGCGAAAAGAUCAUUCGUGAUGUUAUUACCCAAGCUCAGGGUGAGAUGGCGCUCGAGGAGUUCCUGAAGCAAGUCCGCGAGACCUGGCAAGGUUACGGUUUGGAGCUCGUAAACUACCAGAACAAGUGCCGCCUCAUCCGUGGCUGGGACGAUCUCUUCGCCAAGUGCAGCGAGAACCUCAACUCUCUGCAGGCCAUGAGGCAUUCUCCGUACUACAAAGAGUUCGAAGAAGAUGCAUCAGCGUGGGAGGACAAGCUAAACCGUGUGCACGUUCUCUUUGAUGUCUGGAUUGAUGUACAACGCCAAUGGGUGUAUCUCGAGGGUGUGUUCACUGGUAACGCCGACAUCAAGCAUUUGUUGCCGAUGGAAUCUUCACGAUUCCAGAACAUCAACUCGGAGUUCCUGUCUGUUAUGAAGAAGGUAGUCCGCCAGCCUUUCGUUCUCGAUGUACUGAACAUCUCGGGAGUGCAGAAGUCGCUUGAACGCCUCGCGGAACUUCUCAACAAAAUUCAGAAAGCCCUGGGAGAGUACCUUGAGCGAGAGCGUGUAUCCUUCCCUCGUUUCUACUUCGUUGGUGACGAAGACCUUCUUGAGAUCAUCGGGAACAGCAACGACACACUGCGUAUUGCCAAACACCUUAGGAAGAUGUUCGCAGGGAUAUCCGGUCUCAUCACGGACGAGGAUGGCGUCAUCACUGGCUUCACCUCAAAGGAGGGGGAAGAGGUAAUGAUGCGAAAAGAAGUCAACUUGAUCAAGACUCCACGCAUCAACGAGUGGCUCGGUGCCUUGGAGAUGAGUAUGAAAACGACUCUUGCAGAACUCUCAUUCGAAGCCUACCAGGAGUUUGAACAAUUGAUGGCACCCGAUGCUAUGGACCCUGUAGCUUUUGAGGAGUAUCUCAACAAAUACCCUGCCCAAGUCGUGGUUCUUGGGACACAAAUCGCCUGGUCACACGCCGUCGAAAAGUCUCUUGUUGAAGAGGGUACGUCAUUGCCGCAACUGUACGAGAAGCAAGUCAACAUCCUGAAGCUUCUUGCAACAUCCGUGCUCGGCGACCUUGAGCCCAUCCAGCGAAGGAAAUGCGAACACCUCAUCACUGAAUUCGUCCACCAGCGAGACCUGAUUGACAAGCUUCAGAAGGUCGGAGCAAGCUCGCCUACCCACCACUUAUGGCUGCUCACUAUGCGCUACAUGUAUGAGCCGAACGACGACUUGCUGAAGCGGAUGAAGAUUAAGAUGGCGAAUGCGGUCUUAGACUAUGGGUACGAAUACCUUGGUGUGGCGGAACGCCUCGUCCGCACUCCACUGACUGACCGCUGUUUCCUCACCCUUACACAAGCCUUGUGCCAGCGUCUCGGUGGUUCUCCAUAUGGGCCCGCAGGUACCGGAAAGACAGAGUCAGUUAAGGCUUUGGGUGUGCAGCUCGGCCGCUUCACCCUCGUCUUCUGUUGUGACGAUACUUUCGACUUCCAAGCUAUGGGUCGUAUCUUCCUAGGUAUCUGCCAGGUCGGCGCCUGGGGAUGUUUCGAUGAAUUCAAUCGUCUGGAAGAGCGUAUUUUGUCAGCCGUCUCCCAGCAGAUUCAAAACAUUCAGCUUGGUUUGCGCACAGGUGCUGAAGACGAAAAAGCACAGAUUGACCUGAUCGGUCGCCAGCUUCGGGUCAAUCUCAACACUGGCAUAUUCAUCACGAUGAACCCUGGAUAUGCUGGACGAUCGAACUUGCCAGACAACUUGAAAAAGCUUUUCCGAAGUGUUGCCAUGUCUAAGCCGGACAAGGAGCUCAUUUCUGAGGUCAUGCUUUACUCGCAGGGAUUUUCCCAAGCCAAAGAACUAUCAAAGCAAGUCGUUCCCUUCUUUGACAAGUGCUCCGGCAAAUUAUCCAAGCAAGCACACUACGACUUCGGUCUGCGUGCACUGAAGAGUGUGCUUGUUAGUUCUGGUGGUCUGAAGCGAGCUCGCAUCGCAGUAAUAGAUACCAAGGAAGCCGAUGAGGCUGUCAUGGAGCCUCAGAUCAUCAUCCAGAGUCUGCGCGAGACUAUGGCACCAAAGCUGAUUGCCUCCGAUGUCGAGAUAAUGAAGGCCAUCGAGGGAGAGUCUUUCCCAGAUGUUGAAUACGUCCCUGCGCCUCUCGACAAACUCCAAGACGCCAUCCGCAAGUCGGCCGAAGAGUCCAAGUUCGUUGUUAGCGAUGCUUGGAUGACCAAGAUUAUCCAGCUGUACCAGAUUCAAAACCUACAUCACGGUGUCAUGAUGGUUGGUUCUUCCGGCUCUGGUAAAUCUGCAGCCUGGAAGACUUUGCUUGCCGCCCUGCAGACCGUGGAAGGUGUCGAAGGAGUGUGCCACGUCAUCGACCCCAAGGUCAUGUCCAAGGAAGACCUUUACGGAGUCAUGGACAGUACCACUCGCGAGUGGACCGAUGGACUUUUCACGAGCAUUCUUCGCAAGAUUGUAGACAACCUUCGUGGUGAAGACACGAAACGUCAUUGGAUCGUUUUCGAUGGCGACGUCGACCCUGAAUGGGUCGAGAAUCUGAACUCUGUCCUCGACGACAACAAGCUUCUUACUCUUCCGAACGGCGAGCGUCUCAAUCUUCCUCCAAAUGUUCGUAUCAUGUUUGAGGUCGAGACACUGAAGUACGCGACACUGGCUACCGUGUCCCGUUGCGGUAUGGUAUGGUUCAGCGACGACACCGUUGAAGUCGAGAUGAUGAUCAAGAACUACACCGAGAAUCUCAAGACGGUUCCUUUCGACGACAUCGAAGACGACUCGGUGGCACCGGGCCAGAUGUCCCAGAAGACCCUCGCCACGCAAAGUUUGAUCGCCGACUUCCUCCUCAUCAAGCUGACCCAGGACAAAUUUAUCGAGAAGGCACUCAGUAUGGCAAAGAAAUUCAAGCAUAUCAUGGAGUACACUGAGAUCCGCGCUCUCAAUACUCUCUUCUCGCUACUCAACAAGGCUUGUCGCAACGUUCUCGAAUACAACGUACAGCAUCAGGACUUUCCGCUGGAGGACGAGAAGAUGGAAGUUUAUAUAUCAAAGAAGUUGCUUCUCGCAUUGGUCUGGGCUCUUGUGGGUGAUUGCCCUCUGUCCGAACGCAAACAGUUCGGCGAUCUUGUUGCCGGCCUCACAGAUGUUGAACUCCCGUCGCUGAACGAGUCGACAUCCCUCAUUGACUUUGAUGUCAAGCCUGACAAGUCGGACUGGGAUAUGUGGCAGAACCAGGUGCCGACCAUGGAGAUCAACACACAUUCCGUCACACAGAACGACGUGGUUAUCCCAACUCUCGACACUGUGCGCCAUGAAGAUGUGCUGUACUCGUGGCUUGCCGAGCAUAAGCCACUCCUUCUUUGUGGUCCACCAGGUUCCGGUAAAACUAUGACUCUGUUUAGCGCACUGCGCAAGCUACCCAACAUGGAAACUGUCGGUCUCAACUUUUCCAGUGCCACCACUCCAGAUCUCCUCGUUAAAACAUUCGAGCAGCACUGUGAAUACAAGAAGACGCUUAACGGAGUGCAGCUCUCACCAACUCAGGUUGGCCGAUGGCUCAUCAUCUUCUGCGACGAGAUUAACUUGCCAGCACCCGACAAGUAUGGUACUCAACGAGCCAUAUCUUUCCUUAGGCAGCUCGUGGAGCAAAACGGCUUCUGGCGAACAUCCGACAAAACAUGGGUCACUCUGGAUCGCAUUCAAUUCGUUGGAGCUUGUAACCCGCCUACGGAUGCCGGCCGUACGCCUAUGGGACUACGGUUCCUCCGCCAUGCGCCGCUUAUUAUGGUCGACUACCCUGGCGAGCUAUCCUUACUCCAGAUCUAUGGCACUUUCAACAGCGCGGUAUUGAAGAUCAUUCCCACCCUUCGCGGAUACUCAGAGGCCCUAACGAAAGCCAUGGUGCAACUGUACUCCGAAUCCCAAAAGCGCUUUACCCCCGAUAUCCAGCCGCACUACAUCUACUCACCUCGUGAACUGACACGGUGGGUCAAAGGUAUAUACGAAGCCCUGCGUCCGCUUGAAACCUUGUCUGUUGAAGGUCUCGUCAGGAUCUGGGCGCACGAAGCUCUCCGGCUGUUCCAGGAUCGUCUAAUCGCCGAGGACGAACGCAAAUGGACGGAAGAAUGCGUUCACCGCGUGGCAAUGGAGCACUUCCCAACCAUUGAUGAAGACAAGGCACUCCGUGGACCCAUCCUGUACUCCAACUGGCUGUCCAAGAAUUACGUCCCUGUUGAGCGGGAUCAGCUGCGUGAUUUUGUCAAAGCACGUCUGAAGACCUUUUGUGAAGAAGAGGUUGAUGUGCCGUUAAUCCUCUUCAACGACGUUCUUGAACAUGUACUCCGCAUCGACCGUGUUUUCCGACAGCCCCAAGGUCAUCUGAUCUUGAUCGGUGUCAGCGGUUCAGGAAAGACUACCCUUUCCCGCUUUGUUGCCUGGAUGAACGGACUCAAGGUCUACCAGAUCAAGGUCCACGGCAAAUAUUCUGGUGAAGACUUUGACGAAGAUCUUCGAAACGUACUUCGUCGGUGCGGUUGCAAGGGUGAAAAGAUUUGUUUCAUUAUGGACGAAGCUAACGUGUUGGACUCUGGAUUUCUCGAGCGCAUGAACACUCUGCUCGCCAAUGCUGAAGUUCCUGGUCUUUUUGAAGGCGAUGAGUACGCCUCUUUGAUGACAGCCAUUAAAGAGGGAGCGCAACGCCAAGGUACCAUCCUCGACUCCCAAGAAGAACUCUACAAGUGGUUCACUGGACAGAUUGUCAAGAAUCUGCAUGUGGUGUUUACAAUGAACCCACCCGAGGAAGGUCUCUCGUCUAAGGCUGCCACUAGCCCUGCCUUGUUUAAUCGAUGCGUGCUCAACUGGAUGGGUGAUUGGUCUGACCAAGCCCUUUACCAAGUCGGUAGCGAACUCACUCAGUCUGUAGACUUAGAUCGCGCCAACUACAACGCACCCGACAGCAUUCCCGUUGCCUACCGUGGUCUCUCGCUUCCUCCUUCGCACCGCGAAAGUGUGGUCAAUGCCAUGGUCUACGUCCACCACUCUCUGCACGGCUUCAACAACAAGCUGCAGAAGCAGCAGAACAAGAAGACCUAUCUUACCCCUCGCCAUUUCUUGGACUUCGUGGCACAGUAUGUCAAGCUGUACAACGAGAAACGCGAAGAACUCGAGGAACAACAGCGCCAUCUCAACGUCGGUCUCGAGAAGCUGCGCGAGACCGUCGACCAAGUUCAAGAGCUCCGCAUAAGCCUAGCACAGAAAAAGACCCAAUUAGAAAAGAAGGAUGCUGAAGCUAACGACAAGCUGCAGCGUAUGGUCGCUGACCAGCGGGUCGCAGAGCAGAAGAAGUCGAGCUCUAUCGAAGUCUCGGCUAAACUCGCUCAAGAGGAUAUUGAGAUCCAGAGGCGUCAAGAGGAGGUGAACAAUGACCUCGCUGCGGCCGAGCCGGCUGUGUUGGAGGCUCAGAAGGCUGUGCAGAACAUCAAGAGGCAGCAUCUUACCGAAGUCCGAUCUAUGGGUAACCCGCCUAUGGGUGUCAAGCUUGCUUUAGAGGCUGUUUGCACGCUUCUCGGCAACAAGGUCUCUGACUGGAAAUCUAUCGUGGCCAUUGUGAGGAAAGACGACUUCAUUGCCAACAUUGUAACCUUCGACAACGAGAGGCAGAUGACCGCUCCGCUCCGGAAGAAGAUGAUGAACGAAUACCUAUCCAAAGAGGACUUCACGUUCGAGAAGGUUAAUCGCGCUUCAAAGGCUUGCGGUCCGCUUGUGAAAUGGGUGGAGGCUCAAGUGCACUACUCGGAUAUUUUGGAUCGUGUUGGACCUCUGCGUGCUGAGGUGGAGCAAUUGGAGGAAGCUGCUCAGGUGACGAAAGACGAAGCGAAGGAGACUCAAGCCCUGAUUCAGAAGUUGGAAGACAGCAUUGCUCAGUACAAGACGGAAUAUGCUGCGUUGAUCAGCGAGACCCAGGCUAUCAAGUCCGAGAUGAAGACGGUGGAAUCCAAGGUCGACCGCAGUCUGAAGUUGCUCGACAGUCUUUCGUCGGAACGCACACGCUGGGAGGCGAGCAGCCGCUCGUUCGACUCACAGAUCGAUACCAUUGUGGGCGACGUGCUUGUUGCAGCAGCCUUCAUCGCUUACGGAGGCUACUACGACCAGCAAUACAGGAAGGGCAUGAUGGAAGACUGGCUGCAUCACCUAUCACUUUCGGGUAUCACUUUCAAGACUCCAAACCCGAUCACCGAAUACCUGUCCACUCCUGAUGAGAGGCUUACGUGGCAGCACAACAGUCUACCAGUUGACGACCUAUGUACCGAAAAUGCCAUUGUUCUCAAGCGCUUCAACAGGUACCCGCUCAUCAUCGAUCCCUCUGGCCGGACCCAGGAGUUCUUGGAGAACGAGAACAAGGAUCGCCGACUCACCGUUACCAGCUUCUUGGAUGAUUCAUUCACGAAGCAGCUCGAGAGCUCCCUGCGUUUCGGUAACCCCAUCCUGAUCCAGGACGCUGAACAUCUGGACCCAAUCCUCAACCAUGUUCUCAAUAAAGAGUACCAGAAGACAGGAGGUCGUGUGCUCAUCCAGCUUGGCAAACAAGAGAUCGACUUCUCGCCUUCGUUUAAGGUGUACCUGUCUACGCGCGAUCCCUCAGCCAACUUUGCCCCAGAUAUCUGCAGUCGUACCACCUUUGUCAACUUCACAGUCACGCAGAGCAGUUUGCAGACACAGACUCUCAACGAAGUACUCAAGUCCGAGCGACCGGAUGUGGACGAGCGCCGGACAAACCUCAUCAAGAUGCAGGGCGAGUUCGCUGUUCAUCUGCGACAGCUUGAGAAGCGCCUGCUCCAGGCCCUCAACGAAUCCCAAGGAAAUAUCCUCGAUGAUGAUCGUGUUAUUGAGACCUUGGAGACUCUCAAGAAGGAGGCAGCAGAGAUCUCAGUCAAGGUCUCGGAGACUGCUGGUGUUAUGACAGAGGUCGAAAACAUUACCAAGGAAUACGCCGUCGUUGCUCGCUCGUGCUCGGCCAUCUUCGCGGUUCUGGAGCAACUGCACCAUCUCAACCACUUCUAUCAGUUCUCGCUGCAGUACUUUACCCAGAUCUUUGGAACCGUGCUACGCAACGUCAAGAACUCCAGCCUCACCUCCCAUGCUGACCGUAUCAACCGGAUUGUCACCGACCUAUUCAUCGACACGUACCGCCGUACGUCGCUUUCCCUGCUUCAGAAGGAUCGAGUCACACUAGCGAUGCUACUCGUACAGGCAGCGCCCUACAAGAUGGACAAGACUUUGAUUGAUAUCAUUCUUGAUGAAGACCUGGAGGGCGUCGAUCUUUCCAGUCAGCCUGAACGUAUGAACGAGGUCAUGGCCCGUGCGGGCAAGGUAUCCGUCUUCAAGUCUGAGCUUGGCAAGGUGGAUGAUGUCACUUGGGAGACCUUCCUCGCCGAAGAACUCGGAGAGCGCCAUGUGCCUCCAGCCUGGCCGGCAGAUGUCAACAACUACGAUCAGCAGCUGCGCGCACUCGUUCUAGUCAAGUUGUUCCGAGUUGAUCGCUUCGUUCCCGCGGUUGAGCGUUUCGUUACCGAUGUCUUUGGCAAGGGUCUACUGGAUGCCAGUGGCGACUUGGGUGACAUCGUCAAGCAAGUCAAUGCGACUACGCCCAUCGCACUGAGCUCCAGCCCUGGUUUCGAUGCCAGCUACAAGGUUGACAAUCUGGUUGAGAGGGAGCAUGUCACUUGCUCUAAUAUUGCCAUGGGUUCUAACGAAGGCGCUACCACUGCCGACAAGGCUAUCGCCAACGCUGCUACAACAGGCGACUGGGUCCUUGUCAAGAACGUGCACCUGGCUACUGAGUGGCUCCAGUCACUUGAGAAAAAGCUCGAAGCUCUCAAGCCUAAUCCCGACUUCCGACUCUUCCUUUCUAUGGAGUCCAGUCCAAAGAUUCCUGUCAAUCUACUGCGCGCCUCCCGUGUCUUGUCGUACGAGCAACCGGCCGGUAUUCGCGCCAACAUGAAAGACUCAUUGGCUUCACUAUCGGAGAGGGCUACCAAGCAUCCAGUUGAGAAGGCCCGCAUCUAUCUUUUACUGUGCUUCUUCCAUGCAGUCGUGCAAGAGCGCCUGCGAUAUGCGCCUACAUUGGGAUGGAAAGGCUUCUGGGAAUUCAACGACAGCGAUUAUGAAUGCUGCAGCUUCAUCGUCGACACCUGGGUCGACAAUGUCGCCCAGGGCCGCUCCAAUGUUGCCCCCAACAAGAUCCCCUGGGACAUGAUCCGCACGCUCGUCACAGAGAUGUACGGCGGCAAGAUUGACGACGAAGCCGACUUCCGCACGCUCGCAUCCCUCGUUCAGCAGUGCCUGACGCCCGCCGCUUUUGAAGACAACUACAAGAUCGUUCCCGACACGGAGCUGAGCCAGGGCUUGGAGCUGCCAAGCGCCACCGGCUGGAAGGACUUCAUGGGAUGGGUCAACGACCUGCCUGAGCGCGAACCCCCGACGUAUCUGGGCUUGCCGGCGAACGCGGAGAAGCUGCUGCUGGUUGGGCAAGCGAAGAGCAUGGUGGCGAAUUUGAAGAGGGUUGUGGAUAUGUUAGACGAGGGGGAGCAAAUUAUGGCGGAGGCGGAGGCGGAGGGUGCGGCGGAGACGUAGAAUACCCUCAGACUAUCAUGGCUGCUCUAUGAGCGUCGUUUCAUUUGUCAUCUGUUUGGAAGGGCAAGGGCGUUUGUGGCUUGUGCUUAUGGCGGCAUGGACAUCAGCCGGAUAUUGGCAUACCAAAGCGGAGUUCAUGGGGUCUUAGCCAUGGGAAUGGGUCGGAUAUGCUGAUAUACCCAUCUCUUUUGUUUUCGUGACUUUUGGUCAGUUUUUGUAGCUAUCAGAACGCAGCGAAUGCUUUUGCGAAUACCC